AUGUACUUAUCUCUCUUCAAGGAGCUUGGAAUCCCAGAGUCAUGCCUUCUCCCAGCAGAAGUUCCCUUAAUCGGAUUUAGUGGAACUCCCGUUUGGCCUCUCGGAAGGAUUACACUCCCCGUUGUUACGGGCUCGAUUGCUUCUAAUUUAGAGUUUGUCGUUGUGGACGCUCCGAGCCCAUACAACGCAAUCCUUGGCCGAAAUUGGCUCCACUCAAUAAAAGCCGCCGCCUCAACCUACCACCAGGUGGUCAGGUACAUCGGUGCUAACGGCAAACAAGAAGAUCUGUUCGGAGACCAGUUACAGGCCAGACAAUGUUGCGUCUCAGCCAUCGGAAAGACAUCAAGCUCCAAACGAGUACAUUGGGUUGAAGUUCCUAACAAACCAGUUCUCGAGGACGUCGGAUCUUUUCCUAAAGAAAAAUCCAUUGAAGACCUUGUAAAAUUCCCACUCAAUGAGGAUGCAUCUCGUUAUUUUAUGCUCGGCGCCGGUUUGCCCAAAGCCGAGAGUGAUGAAACAUUUCAGUUCUUGAAGAGCAACAUUGAAGUCUUUGCAUGGACACCGUACGAUAUGCCAGGCAUCGACCCAGAGCUCAUCCAUCACUCACUCAAUGUUUCAAAAUCAGCAAAGCCAGUCAUUCAAAAGCCUCGUUGUUCGGCCACUAUUCAUGCCGAAGCAGUCAAUGAAGAAGUGGACAAGCUCCUCGAGGCUGGUGCCAUCAAAGAAGUGCAAUACCUCACUUGGCUCGCGAACCCUGUGGUGAUUGAUCAAUUGGUAGAUGCAACAGCAGGUCACGCUUGGCUGAGUUUCUUGGAUGCUUAUCGAGGUUACCAUCAGAUAGCCAUGGACCCCGAUGAUAUGGAAAAGACGGCGUUCAUCACACCUAGGGGCCUCUUCUGCUACCUGGUUAUGCCGUUCGGCCUUAAGAAUGCGGGGGCCACAUUUCAAAGAAUGGUAUACGUAUUGUUCGGAAUUCUCAUCGGCGAGAUCAUGGAAGCUUAUAUUAAUGAUAUGGUCAUCAAGAGUCUCAAAGCCGAGAACCACCUCUCUCAUCUUGCCGAAGUCUUUGCAAUAUUGAAAAAGUACAAGCUACGGCUUAAUUCCGACAAAUGCGCCUUCGGAGUUAGUUCCGGGAAGUUACUCGGUUAUUUGGUCACUCGGCGUGGUAUCGAAGCAGAUCCGAACUAG
This is a messenger RNA of Rhododendron vialii, 1188 nucleotides long. RefSeq lists its product as uncharacterized. Bases 1 to 1188 code for a protein of 395 amino acids. The record is from RefSeq and is a predicted model, not a curated record. NCBI's taxonomy places the organism in Eukaryota, Viridiplantae, Streptophyta, Magnoliopsida, Ericales, Ericaceae. The transcript is spliced from 2 exons.